UUCCGCGAAUCAGGAUAAGACUGUUGUUAACACUUCUUAUAUGGCGUAUGGUUUGACAAUUGUCCCUUCCGGGGUUUCUUCCGCCUAAUUCAUUUCACGUGUGGUAUUGAUUAGAGUGUUGUCGCGUUGAACACUAUCCAACGGUCUCUGAAGUCUGAACAUUGAUAAAUUGACUCAAUAUUAAAAAAUGCUACUACCUGGUCUUCCUGCUCCGACUGAAGGGCUCCAUCACGUAGAACAGAAUACAGAAUGUUUUGUGAACAACCGCGAAUUGGGCUCUGGUACUUUAUACAUAUCAGCUGAGCGCUUAUGCUGGACCAAAGUGGAUGGUGGGCCCAGUCUCUCUCUUGAAUAUCCUCACAUAGCCAUUCAUGCAGUGUGCCGUGAUAUCACCCGCUUCCCCAGGCCUCAUCUCUAUGUUAUGGUUGAUACAGAUCUGUUUCCUGAAGAUCAUGAGGAAAGUGAUGAUGAAGAUGAGAAUGCAGAUCCUGAAGCUCGUUGUACGUCUGUGAGAUUUGUUCCCAACAAUCUUGGUAACCUGGAUACCAUCUAUCAGUCUGUCAGCAACUGCCAGAUCCUCCACCCUGAUCCUGAGCAGGAGUCAGAUAAUGAGUUCCCGGAAGAUGAUGAAGAUGAAGGAGAAUACAACCUUGCUGGGCCUCUCCCUCCCGUGCGCUACGAGAACGAGCCUUAUGAGGAACAAAUGGAGAACGGUCUUGGAGAGGCCGUUGGCAGUAACGGGCAUGGCACGGAUGCUGAUGAAGAAGCUAUGGAUGAGGACUGCUAACUGUCAACACGGUUGCAAAAUUCCUCCGCUUCAUCAAUUUUUUUUAAUUAUGGCAAUAUCUGUCAUAGCUUUCUUACUCUAUGUUAUUUUGUAAGUUCUUUGUGGCCCAAUCUCUGAAGCUGUUUAGCUAAAAUAGAUGAUAUGUCGCUGCUACCAACCUGUUUUAUUGUUGGUUUUUGUGAAAGGAAUGAGCUUGUGAUAACCUCUCUUUACUUGGUUUAGCGCCCUCGUAUGCUAAAAAUUGUUACUUUUUUUCUUGUUUCGGAACUAUUUGAUUUUUUUCUAGGGUAGCUUGUUAUGUACGCAGAUUGAGUAAUUGACACUUGGUACUAUUCUCUUUCAGUUCAAGCGAGUCUAUUCUACUGUGCCUUCACGCACUAUAAUGGAUAUUUAUUUAAUUUUUUUUCGCUUCUAGAUUUCAAUUUCAUUAAAUUGAAAGAUUUCGCAUUCAUUUCUGACAAUACUCAUUAUUUUACAUCUUAUGUCUUUGGAUAACAAUCAUUACUUUGCUCAUUAUGGCUUGAGAUUCGAUGAACGAAAUUGAAAUCCAACUAAAAUAGGCCAUGAUAAUCUGAUACCCAUCUUAUCAUUGCCUGAUCAAAUUUAAAAGAAUUUUCAGAGAGCACUUAUUUUUUCCCGGCUAAAUGUCACUAUUUUACGGCAGAAAUUCAGUUUGCUGACUAUAGCAAACACCAUCCCUCGCCCUCAAUACUGUGAACUUAGCUGAUCUCGUUCUCUUUUUUUUUUUUUUUUUUUUUUGUU
Molecule: messenger RNA, 1549 nt
Organism: Hyalella azteca
Lineage: Eukaryota; Metazoa; Arthropoda; Malacostraca; Amphipoda; Hyalellidae
Gene: icln
Product: methylosome subunit pICln
Exons: 5
Coding region: 188-787 (199 amino acids)
Biological process (GO): spliceosomal snRNP assembly; chloride transport; mRNA cis splicing, via spliceosome
Cellular component (GO): methylosome; plasma membrane; spliceosomal complex
Source: RefSeq, a predicted model, not a curated record